AUGCGCACCGCCCAGCUCUUCCAGCUGGUCACCCUCGUGGCUGGCUCGCUGGCCGCCUGCAGGCCGCGCGGCCUUGAUCUGACCGCCCUCAAGGCCAAGCUGUCGGCCGAUGCUGAGAUCAUCUCGCCCAGCGACAGCUCGUUCAACGAGACGGCGCUGCGCUGGUCGACGCUGGACGCACCCACGCCCAACGUGAUCGUGGUGCCGGCCGUCGAGGAGGACGUGGUCCAGACGGUUCUGUUUGCCAACGCCAACAGCGUGCCCUUUCUCGCCACCAACGGUGCUCAUGGUGCCCUCACCACGCUCGGCCGCAUGACCACCGGCAUCGAGAUCUACCUGGAGAAGCUGGCUAGCAUCAAGAUCGCCAGCGACGGCAGCUCCGUCACCGUCGGCGGCGGCGUGCGUUCCAAAAACGUCACCGACGCUCUCUGGGCUGCCAACAAGCAGACCGUCACCGGCACCUGCGAGUGUGUCGGCUAUCUCGGCCCAGCUCUCGGUGGCGGCCACGGCUGGCUGCAGGGCCAUCACGGCCUCGUCUCUGACCAGUUCCUGUCUGUCAACCUCGUGCUCGCAAACGGCACCCUCAUCACCGUCACCGCCUCCUCCAACCCGGACCUCUUCUGGGCCCUUCAGGGCGCCGGCCACAAUUUUGGCAUCGUCACCUCCGUCACCUCGCGCAUCUAUGAUAUCGUCCACCCCAACUACGCCCUCCAGACCAUCAUCUUCAGCGGCGCCGAGGUCGAGCAGGUCUAUGCCCUCGCCAACAAGCUCUGGCUGCCUGGUGGUGUAAGCAACCAACCGGCCACCUUCCACCAGUGGUCCUACUGGUUCUACGAGUCCGAGAUCGAUGCUUCCGCCGCUGUCAUCGCCCUCUACCUCAUCGAGGAGGGCGUCGAUGCCGUCAACGCUACCGUGGUCGCCGCCUUUGAGGCUAUUGGCCCCAUCAUCUCCACGCCUUCCAAUGGUACCUACCUCGAUCUGGCUUCUUGGACCGGCAUCGACCUGGACUCCACCCCCUGCCAGAAGACCGGCAAGGCCAACCCGCGCUUCCCCAUCUACCUGACCCAGUUCAACACCACUGCUGUUCGCCAGGCCUACGACCUCUUCAGCAAUGCCACCAGCGCUGCUGACUCGCCCUACACCGGCUCCCUCUUCAUGUUCGAGGGCUACGCCCAGGAGGGUGUCAAGAGUGUUGGCGACUCUGCCACUGCCUUUGCUUACCGCAGCGACAACAUUCUCGGCGCUCCCAUGAUCAACUACGCCGACACCGGCAGCGCCAUUGAGGAACGCUCCUACAACCUCGGCACCCAGAUUCGUGAUGCUCUCUGGGCCGGUGCCAACGGCGGCGUCGUCGGUGAGACCGGCACCCUCCACACCUACGUCAACUAUGCCUACGGUGACGAGACUGCCGACUCCUGGUACGGCGAUGUCGCCUGGCGCCAGAACAAGUUGCAGUCCCUCAAGAAGACCUACGACCCCAACGGCCGCUUCAGCUUCUAUGCUCCCAUUGCUUAG
Molecule: messenger RNA, 1515 nt
Organism: Grosmannia clavigera kw1407
Lineage: Eukaryota; Fungi; Ascomycota; Sordariomycetes; Ophiostomatales; Ophiostomataceae
Product: FAD-binding domain containing protein
Exons: 1
Coding region: 1-1515 (504 amino acids)
Molecular function (GO): FAD binding
Source: RefSeq, a predicted model, not a curated record